Molecule: messenger RNA, 662 nt
Organism: Carica papaya (papaya)
Lineage: Eukaryota; Viridiplantae; Streptophyta; Magnoliopsida; Brassicales; Caricaceae
Product: histone H4
Cellular component (GO): nucleosome
Molecular function (GO): DNA binding; protein heterodimerization activity; structural constituent of chromatin
Source: RefSeq, a predicted model, not a curated record
CCCGAUUGAGCGCCUAACUCAAAUUUCAGAGGCUCUCUCUUCGCCGCUAUAUAUCCAGUUCACUCAUUACCACUCACCACUCACCAUUCGAAGCGAGAAAAUUAUAGAGGCGUGAAGCGAAUCAAAGGAAGAUUAAUUAGUUACUUGAGAAAAAGGAAAUGUCAGGUAGAGGAAAGGGAGGAAAGGGGCUCGGAAAGGGAGGUGCGAAGAGGCACAGGAAGGUGUUGAGGGACAACAUCCAGGGCAUCACCAAACCAGCCAUCCGCAGGCUCGCUCGUAGGGGAGGUGUGAAGCGAAUCAGUGGUCUGAUCUAUGAGGAGACACGAGGUGUUCUCAAGAUCUUCCUCGAGAACGUUAUCCGUGAUGCGGUCACUUAUACUGAGCACGCGAGGAGGAAGACUGUCACUGCCAUGGAUGUUGUCUAUGCUCUCAAGAGGCAAGGCCGUACUCUCUACGGCUUUGGUGGUUAAUAUCUCUAUUGUGUUUUUCUCCUUCCUUUGUUUGUUUAGUAGGUGAGUUGUUGAAUGUAUAUCAGGUGUUAUUCCUAUUAAGGUGUUUGAUCUCUUGUUGAUGUUCAUAAUUGAAAUGGUGGAUCUGGGUUUGUAAUGAAACUAUCUAUUCUCUAUUUCAAUGUCUAUUUCACCUGAGGUUGACUUGUCGCA